CUAAACACCCAUUAAAAGUUAAAGGUGUUGUUACUAUAACGAAACCAUUUCCCUCAAGAUUUCUUGAGUUCUUCAACAUCUAUCGUACACCUUUUUCACACAAGAAAACCCAGUCAUUAAAAUCCCCUCACCAACCUUUCAGUGCUCAUUUAAUUAAUCACUCACUCACAUGUAAAUAAUAAUAACAACAACAAUAAUAAUCUCCCACCAUUUAUAAAUGAUAUACAUAUACAUUGGUAUGAUAGCUCAAAUUCUCCUCGUCGCAAAAAGCUGAUGAAACAAUUUAUCAAACACAUGGUGCGCAUAACAUACCCGGCAUUGUCAUGGCUACUACUCCCAGCAUUAUUAACUAUUAUGGUUACGAUUCCAACCUCGGAGGCUAACAGGAGAACAAGUAAGGUUCCAGCAGUGAUAGUUUUCGGAGAUUCAUCGGUGGAUUCGGGAAACAACAACGUGAUCUUGACGGUUCUUAAGAGCAAUUUCAGGCCAUAUGGGCGUGACUUUGAAGGAGGACGUCCAACAGGAAGGUUCUGUAAUGGAAGGGUUCCGCCGGAUUUCAUCGCCGAGGCGUUUGGGGUGAAGAGAUCAAUUCCGGCUUACUUAGAUCCUGCGUUUGACAUUGAUGAUUUUGCAACUGGUGUUUGUUUUGCUUCUGCUGGAACUGGAUAUGACAAUGCUACUUCUGAUGUACUUAAUGUAAUACCAUUGUGGAAAGAAUUGGAGUUGUACAAGGAGUACCAAGCAAAAUUGAGAAACCAUGUUGGGGUAGAGAAGGCAAAUCAUAUCAUAAGAGAAGCUUUAUAUCUUAUGAGCUUAGGAACCAAUGAUUUUCUUGAGAACUAUUACAUUUUCCCAACUAGAAGAGCUCAAUUCACAGUUACACAAUACCAAGAUUUUCUAUUGGGAAUUGCUGAGAAUUUCAUUAGGGAAUUGUAUGCACUUGGAGCAAGAAAAUUAUCCAUAACUGGCCUUGUUCCUAUGGGGUGUCUCCCAUUGGAGAGGGCUACAAAUAUCUUUGGUGACCAUGCUUGCAAUGAUGAAUAUAACAAUGUGGCAUUUGGGUUCAAUGCAAAGUUGGAGAAUUUGAUCUCAAAGCUUAAUAGGCACCUGCCACAAUUGAAAGCAGUUUCAGCAAAUGCAUAUGACAUACUUGAUGAUAUCAUUAAAAGGCCUUCCACAUAUGGAUAUGAGGAGGUAGAGAAGGCAUGUUGUUCAACAGGGACAUUUGAAAUGAGCUACUUAUGCAGUGACAAGAAUCCACUUACAUGCACUGAUGCCUCCAAAUAUGUCUUUUGGGAUGCCUUUCAUCCUACCGAGAAGACUAAUCAAAUUGUUUCUAAUUAUUUGAUUCCAAAGCUUCUUGCAUAUUUUAGAUGAUGUGCAUGCAUUCUCUUUUAAUUAAUUUUCCUUUCAAAAAGAUAUACCAUUAUUCACCUAGGUGCAUUAUUCAAACAUGCACAUUAUAUUGUA
Arachis stenosperma is the source of this 1470-nucleotide messenger RNA. Its product is annotated as GDSL esterase/lipase At2g42990-like. The coding region runs from base 274 to 1377 and encodes 367 amino acids. The record is from RefSeq and is a predicted model, not a curated record. Gene Ontology annotation, molecular function: hydrolase activity, acting on ester bonds. NCBI's taxonomy places the organism in Eukaryota, Viridiplantae, Streptophyta, Magnoliopsida, Fabales, Fabaceae. The transcript has 3 exons.